AUGAAUCUGGCAAAUUAUUCUUACUUCUCUGGCAUGUGCAACAUGACCGCUGAGACGCAGCACUCGCCUGCCGAGGCAAGUCCUAUACAAGUCAUGUCUCCGAAUGUGAGCCUGGACUCGCCGCUGGCUCCGCCGCCUCUGAUGCUGCAGGCCCGGUCAAAGGACAAUGUUUUGAUCAAGUCCGAGCCCCGGGGAACCAGUCCAAACACGGAGGAUGGAGCCGCUCUGGGGCAGACUGAGGAGCACCUGCCCACCGGGAGCCGCCGGAGGAAGAGGCCCGUCCAGAGGGGGAAACCUCCCUACAGCUACAUCGCUCUCAUCGCCAUGGCCAUUGCCAACUCUCCCGAGAGAAAGCUCACCCUGGGGGGCAUUUAUAAGUUCAUCAUGGAGCGUUUUCCUUUCUACAGGGAGAACUCGAAGAAGUGGCAAAACUCCAUCCGCCACAACCUCACCCUCAACGACUGUUUUGUCAAGAUCCCCCGGGAGCCCGGCAGACCGGGUAAAGGCAACUACUGGACUUUAGACCCCGCCGCAGAGGACAUGUUCGACAACGGGAGCUUUCUGAGGAGGAGGAAAAGAUUCAAGCGCACAGACGUGAGCACCUACCCCGGCUACAUGCAAAGCUCCAGCGCGUUCACCCCAACCCCAAUGGGCAGGCCCUCGUACCCGAACACCCUGUACGCUGGGAUAGGGUCCGGGUAUGGCUCCCAGCUGACUGCCACAUCCCCGCAUCCGGCCAUGCUGCAUCACUACCAGACCUCCGCCGGGGCCGGCCAAGGACAGCCGCGCAUGUUCAGCAUCGACAACAUCAUCAACCAGCAGACAGGCCAGGGGGUAGACCUCAACUCCCAGGCGCUUGGUUUGGGUCUGGGCCUGGGAGGAGGUGACCUGGGCUCCAUGACCUCCAACUGCUCGGUCACCGGCACCGACCCGUCUGCGUGCUUCCAGACCCAGACUGGCAACCCCUCGGCGAACAUGCUGAGCAGAAACAGCGGAAACCUCUCAUCCAACCUGGCCGCCGGGUACCCGUACUCCUCCUCCUCGGCCUCUCCUCCAAACCUGCCCACCAUGACCCAGUCCGGUUUCUCUCCGGGGAACUCUCAAGUGUACUGCUCCGGCAACCGGCUGUCCCUGCCGGCCUUGCGCCCGGGCUCCUGCGCCGAGCACACGGAGCAGCUGCUGGGCCUCUCCAGUCCAAUGAACUCCUACAACAACACCUACAUGAGACAAGCCAACUUUGCGUCAGGAUUAGAGCGGUAUAUGUGA
Perca flavescens (yellow perch) is the source of this 1266-nucleotide messenger RNA. It is a transcript of the gene foxe3, whose product is annotated as forkhead box E3. Gene Ontology annotation, biological process: cell differentiation; regulation of transcription by RNA polymerase II; anatomical structure morphogenesis. Gene Ontology annotation, molecular function: DNA-binding transcription factor activity, RNA polymerase II-specific; RNA polymerase II cis-regulatory region sequence-specific DNA binding. The record is from RefSeq and is a predicted model, not a curated record. The coding region runs from base 1 to 1266 and encodes 421 amino acids. The transcript has a single exon. NCBI's taxonomy places the organism in Eukaryota, Metazoa, Chordata, Actinopteri, Perciformes, Percidae.